Messenger RNA from Mustela lutreola (European mink), 2454 nucleotides. It is a transcript of the gene CLEC17A, whose product is annotated as C-type lectin domain containing 17A. Lineage: Eukaryota; Metazoa; Chordata; Mammalia; Carnivora; Mustelidae. The record is from RefSeq and is a predicted model, not a curated record. The coding region runs from base 197 to 1093 and encodes 298 amino acids. Gene Ontology annotation, molecular function: signaling receptor activity. The transcript has 12 exons.
GGCCCCAUCUGGCCUGCCCCCAGGCAGGUGCCGUGUUAACAUCUUGUGAGCAGAACACCCUCGGCCCAAGUGGGACCGGGGGCGGAGAAGGAAAUUCUGAGUGGCAUCUGCGCUUUACCACGGUCUGCUGGAUGGGAGAUCGGAAGCUCUGGGGACCAGAGAGGAGGAAGAGGAUGACGGUGAUGACUAUGAGAAUAUGGCGCCACCCUACAAGGACCUUCCUCCCAAGCCAGAUUCAAUGGCUCCACCCAGGCCUCCGAGGGCAGGAAAUAAAACGGAGAACCCCCCACUUCCCUGCAAGUCCCCAAAGAUCAAAGGCCUGGACCUCACCCCUGUCCCCCGAACAUCUCAACUGGGUGUCAGUCUGGAGCAUCCUCCGUUCCAGCCAUCCCUAGCUAUAACUCCAGUGUCCCAGCUCAGUCAGAAGUCCAGGUGUCCUGGAUGCUAUCAGGAGGAGAGACUGGUGGUGUACCUGUGCCUGCUGGUGGUGGUGUCCCUGGUCCUGGGCUGCACUGGUCUGGCUGUGACCCUGAUUAAGUACCAGGAGAUGGUAGAAGAGCUGAAGAUACUAACCUUUCAGCAGAUGGCAUGGCAAGCAAAUGUGACUGGCAUGGCAGGGAUAGCUGGCCUGAAGAAAGACAUUGACCACAUAAGAACUAACACCAACCAGUCCCUCCGAGAACUACGGGGGUUAUUAGAUUGUACCAGGGUCACCUGCCCGGAGGGUUGGGUCCCUUUUGAAGGAAAGUGUUACUACUUCUCCCCAACCACCAAGUCAUGGGAUGAAGCCCGGAAGUUCUGCCAGGAGAAUUAUUCUCACUUGGUCAUCAUCAGUAGCUUUGCUGAACAGAACUUUGUGGCUAAGGCUCAUGGCUCUCCACGGGUAUACUGGCUGGGGCUGAAUGACAGGGACCACGAAGGGGACUGGAAAUGGCUGGAUGGGUCACCUGUCACUCUGAGCUUUUGGGACCCAGAGGAACCCAACAACCUCUUUGAUGAGGACUGUGCCAGCAUGAACAAAGGUGGCACCUGGAAUGACCUCUCUUGUGACAAGACUACAUAUUGGAUCUGUGAGCGGAAAUGUUCCUGUUGAACCUCACCCCUGAGGGUGGGUGUGACUCUUUAUCCAGUGCUCCUUGGCUCUUAGGGGUGAGAACCUUCUGCCCUUCCACGGAGGACCGCCUUUCCAUGAGCCAACAUGGAUAUAGCUAAGAUGGAACCAGGAGCUUGGAUAUUGCAAGGCCCCUUGGGUGCAAGUGAGAGCAUUUCUACGGUGAGGAUUUGAGGGCUUGUUAUUUUUUGUUUCUAAUAUUUUAUUUAUUUAUUUGGGAGAGACAGUGAGCAAGAGAGAGUGCACACAAGCAGCAGCAGAGGCAGAGGGAGAAAUAGACUCCCCUGCUGAGCAGGGAGCCCCACACGGGACUUGAUCCCAGGACCCUGGGAUCACGACUUGAACUGAAGGCAGACACUUGACUGAACCACCCUGAUGCCCAUGGGCUUCUUCAAUAGGAUGGUGUCUUAGUUUGUCAGAUUGCUGCACCAAAAAACUAAACUGAGUGGCUUAUAAACAACAGAGAUUUAUUUAUUGAAAUUCUGGAAGCUGGGACGUCCAAGAUCAAGGUAUAGUGUGUAACGAGGGUCCAUUUUCUGACUCAUAGAUGGCUACCCUCUUGCCGUGUUCUCUCAUGCUGGAAGAGGUGAGAGCUCUCGAGGGUCCCUGUUAUAAGGGCACAAGAAUUCUACCCCCAUGCCCUAAUCACCUCCCAAAGGCCCAUCACACUGUGGGUUCAGAUUUGACAAAUGAAUUGGGUGAGGACCCAUAAUGCAGUCUGUAGCAGGUACUUUACUGGAGAGGGACGAGGUCUUAGAAAUUGUCUCCAAGUUCUGGGGUCUGAGGAAACUCACCAAGUCCCUGAUCAUGGCUCUUAGGAAGCAGUGCUGGCCUGGGGGCUCUGGGUCUGACAAUGACUGAGUUGGAGCUGAAAACUCCCUGACUCUUCUGGACCGUGGUGUGCCUGGACAGGGCUCCCAGUAGGAGAGCCUGUCUGAUGUGGAGCAGCUUCUGGGAAGCAGAUGGGGAAAAAUUAUUCUUGACAGGCAACUUUCUCAAGGUCUCAGAUGCGGUUUGCCCAACCUAUGUGGCAGAAUCAGGCCUCUGCCAAGAUGUGUCCUAUGAAACUUCUAGAAAGGCAGACCAGCUGAAAGGCAGGACUGCGCCCAGUGUGUGGUCAGAUUCCCAGGACUGAGCAGAGCUAUCUACCCGCCUGUGCCUUUAGGCUGUUUGUCGUUUGUAAAGAUCUUUGAGGAAGUAAUUCACUUGACUUCUGAGCGGACCUUGCUGGGCUAUCAGCUCUUGCAAUGUUAGAACUCAAAAUGUCAGCUCACAGUGUGGUCCUUGGCCACUGUGUUGGUUUUCUGGGACUUUCAUAAUAAAGCACCACAGACUGGCUUAAA